This is a messenger RNA of Toxorhynchites rutilus septentrionalis, 837 nucleotides long. RefSeq lists its product as uncharacterized. Bases 32 to 823 code for a protein of 263 amino acids. The transcript has 2 exons. NCBI's taxonomy places the organism in Eukaryota, Metazoa, Arthropoda, Insecta, Diptera, Culicidae. The record is from RefSeq and is a predicted model, not a curated record.
ACGAAGCCUCACCAGAGCUGCCAUAGGUGGAAUGCAACGAGAAAAACUUCAGAUGUCUAGUGUGAACAUUACUUCUGGAAGAAUCGCUAAAAUCGACUUUAAAAAGAGUCUCAUUCCGUCUCCAAUCUCCUUGAGACCCUCUUCGGCAACCUUUCCGAAACAGCGGACGGAUCCAACGUUAAAACAACCAAUUGGAACUUUUUCGCCGAAAGCUUCAAAUAGGGAAGCCGGAAGAUUAUCCCUGCAUGAAAAAUCCAAAAUACCUACGAUACAGCACAAAGAUUCCUCAUUCCACCGGAAAGCGGAAAAUACUCGACCGGCAUCCGCAUCGCGAUUUCCACUGAGAUCCACUUGGAUACAAAACACAAGUUUCGAUCAACAACUGAGACCGCCGUUCACCGGAACUCGUCCAGGCGUUAUUCCCAAAAUUGUACCAGCAGCGAAGCCAACCCCGACUGCCCCUACUAGACCUAUAAAGACGCCUCCGUUCGAUUUUCCCGUCGUCCCAGAUCCGCAGAUCAUUUCAGUCGAACCACAAUCCAAAUUACCGUUGCCUCAAACGACUUUGGGAGAAAGUGUGAUCCCAACGCCGGAUGGAGAUGCCGUCGAUGUCGGGUUGGGCACAAACAAACAGAAAGUGGAUGCACCUUCAAAACGAGCCGAGUCUCUAUUACAGACGAGUUCUUCGCACCUAUCGUUUUUCACCUCGUGUUGCGCCACAUUCUCCGGAUUUAUAGGACUAAUACAAACUACGGAACCACCCAGAUCCAUUUUGCUGAUCGCUUUGCGAAAGAUACGAUCGGUAACUAUGCCAUCGAUGUAGAAAAAUGAAAAUUC